Molecule: messenger RNA, 6539 nt
Organism: Artibeus jamaicensis (Jamaican fruit-eating bat)
Lineage: Eukaryota; Metazoa; Chordata; Mammalia; Chiroptera; Phyllostomidae
Gene: ERLIN2
Product: ER lipid raft associated 2
Exons: 12
Coding region: 423-1442 (339 amino acids)
Biological process (GO): SREBP signaling pathway
Cellular component (GO): endoplasmic reticulum; endoplasmic reticulum membrane
Molecular function (GO): cholesterol binding; ubiquitin protein ligase binding
Source: RefSeq, a predicted model, not a curated record
CGCCCCUUAGUGCGUGCACUGGGCCUAGCUGCGGUUUCUGGCCGCGCUGAGGAGUGAUACUCCCCGGCCCUCCGCCAGCUGCCUCUUCCUCAGGAUCGAGAGAGCCACCCCUCUCUCCAGAAUCUCUUUCUGUCCCUAGCUCCCGAGCGGGACCGAGCCGAGGCUCCCGGAGCCCCGGCUCCUACCCACAGCUCUUGGGAUGCGCGACCUUCUCUCGGAAAGGGCGCGAGGUGGGGCGGGGGUUACCACCUCGGAGGAGAAGGACGCAGCUGCAAAUCCGUAGCUGGAGGCCGCCUCGGUGAAAUAAGCGCCUCGCACGUGUCUGCGCCCGACUUCUCUUAGAUCCAGGAGGCAGAAUCCACGCCCUGCGCGGGUUGGCCCAGGCACGCCUUACCGUGAACUUUGGUGAUAAAGGUUCACGGAUGGCUCAGUUGGGAGCAGUUGUGGCUGUGGCUGCCAGUUUCUUUUGUGCGUCUCUCUUCUCAGCUGUGCACAAGAUAGAAGAGGGACAUAUUGGGGUCUAUUACAGAGGCGGCGCCCUGCUGACUUCCACCAGUGGCCCUGGUUUCCAUCUCAUGCUCCCUUUCAUCACAUCGUAUAAGUCUGUGCAGACCACACUGCAGACAGAUGAGGUGAAGAAUGUACCUUGCGGGACUAGUGGUGGUGUGAUGAUCUACUUUGACAGAAUCGAAGUGGUGAACUUCCUGGUCCCGAAUGCAGUGUAUGACAUAGUGAAGAACUACACGGCUGACUAUGACAAGGCCCUCAUUUUCAACAAGAUCCACCACGAACUGAACCAGUUCUGCAGUGUGCAUACGCUCCAGGAGGUCUACAUUGAGCUCUUUGAUCAGAUUGAUGAAAAUCUCAAACUGGCUUUGCAACAGGACCUGACCUCCAUGGCCCCUGGGCUUGUCAUCCAGGCUGUGCGGGUGACGAAGCCCAAUAUCCCUGAGGCGAUCCGCAGAAACUACGAGUUGAUGGAAAGCGAGAAGACAAAGCUGCUCAUCGCCGCCCAGAAACAGAAGGUGGUGGAAAAAGAAGCGGAGACAGAGCGGAAGAAGGCCCUCAUUGAGGCAGAAAAAGUGGCUCAGGUUGCAGAAAUCACCUAUGGACAGAAGGUGAUGGAAAAGGAGACCGAGAAGAAGAUUUCAGAAAUUGAAGAUGCUGCGUUCCUGGCCCGGGAGAAGGCGAAGGCCGACGCUGAGUGCUACACUGCUAUGAAAAUCGCCGAAGCAAAUAAGCUAAAGCUGACCCCUGAAUAUCUACAGCUGAUGAAGUACAAGGCCAUUGCUUCCAACAGCAAGAUUUACUUUGGCAAAGACAUCCCGAACAUGUUCGUGGACUCUGCCGGCAGUCUGGGCAAGCAGUUUGAGGGACUAGCUGACAAGCUGAGUUUCAGCUUAGAAGAUGAACCCUUGGAGGCAGACACCGAGGAGAACUGAAACAGAAUUUUUAUACAGCCUCAGGUGACACUCAGAGAAAGAGAUCUUUAUUUUUUAAUGACGAGCCAGGAUGCUCCUCCCUCUCACACUAGCUUCUUUGUCUUCCACUAUUGUGGUGAAAAAGAAGAAAAGGACUUAAAUCUAUUCCACUGGGAAGGGAGGGCAGGGAUUGAUGAUUUGGGGAUUUUAUUCAGGGACAUAGGUUAUAUAACUUCUGUUAAGAUUUGUAAACCAUUGGUUUGACCUUUGACCUCCAGGCAUUAAUUUUAGUCCUUUGAAGCUGACUUAAUUAAGGAUGCUAUCAUAAGGAAUGGGAGAAAGAGAGGGUGUUGCCUGUGGAUGGUCUGAUUUCCCUUCUUCGGGAAAACGCCAUCCAGACCUCUCACCCCCGCCUUCAAGGUGGGAAAUGCCUGUGGGUGGGGCUCACAGCUGAGCAGACAUAUGCUCGUCCGUCCGUUUGCCAGGAGAGCCGUGGGCGAACAGCUGCAGCACGUUUGGCCUUCCUGGCGUUCUGUCCGUGCAGGCGCGAGUUAUUCUAGAGGCGCACUUCGUGGGCCCUCAUAAGGAAGAACGGGUGCUGGGCUUGGCCAGCUUUUCUAUACCUGCUGCCCUCCUUGCCCUGAGCCUACAGUGGUGGCUUCUGACUCCAGUGUCAGAGCCAGGGCUGGUCUUCACCACAUGAUUCUUUUUAAAACUCUUCACCUAUUCUGCAAUUUGGGGAUUGUUUUCCUUCUCAAUCUGCUUGUUGGUUCCAGUCAGCAUCAAGAAGGCAGGAACAAACAACUCAAGUGUCUUAAUAGCAACUAAAGUGGGAUCGUUAUGUCUGUUAGCAACGAAGGUACCUGCCUGGCAAACUCUGUACGUUCCUUGAGGCCAAGUUCUUUUUAUUGUUCUGGAGAUUGGUCAGUGAACAGUCUCUGGAAGAGAAGGGAGGGUCAUCCAAAAGCAUUCCUAAUCUUAUGGUACAUGGCUUGUGCUGGGGGUUUGUCUGGUGCAGGGACAUGUCUGUUUUUAAAUCCAAGGCUCCAGGCAGCCACACAGGCAUCAGACUGAGUCUUCAGUCUCCAGAGACAGAUGUGGGUGCAAGGCCGAGUCCAUGCCCAAGUCCCUGGGUUGAAGCAGCGGCAUCGAAAUCUGUUCUGAUGUUUUCUUUCUCAUUCCUAAUUAGGAAAAGUUUGGGUCACUCUGGGAGAUUUGGGAAGGGGAGCACGAACACGAGAGAAAGGUUUUCUCGUAUCCUGGCAUCAGAGUUGAGGGCAGGACAGUCUGUACAGUCCCUGAGUUGUGUACCGGAUUGUUCAGCGGAAGACAGCUCUCUGGAGUUAACGUACCAGCAGGUUGGUAAUCUCCAUGACAAGCUCUGGUUUAGGACUUGGCCUUGUCUCCCUCCCCCGGAAAAACCCCACCCUCCACCCCCUGGCUCGGUGGAACUGUGAAUGCUACUUUGUGGCGCAGAUCCCCGCCUCUUUUUUGGUCCCAUGCUCAGACUUCCACUUUGUCAAAUGGCCCCAGAACUGGGCCAGCUUUCUCCAAAGUAGCAAGUUUGGGGAGCUUUCUGCCUGCCCAGGAAGAAACAAAAUGUUAACUCUUCUUAAUUCAAAUGUUGCCCUUCUCUUUUCUAACUUUUGCCUCUAGAAUUCUCAAACCACUGGUCCUGAUCACUUUUUCUACAAGCAGCCCAAUAUUCCUGGGAGUGGCAGGUUUGAAUACCUUCCAAAGUCCUCACAGAAGGCAGUCAGUCUCCCCAGACCAACGUAGGGUGUCCAUCAUUAACACGUUCUCACCCUCCUCCCACUUCAGUGCCACUAAUCACCUGCUAGGAACAAUAUGUCAGGUCCACCCCCCCAAUUUACAUAUGUGUCUGCUCCCUCUACUCUGAGACCUGCUACCUAGGCCUCAAAAAACACUACUUCACUACAACUGAAUAAGUAGCAAGGGUAUCUCAGUCCCUUGGAGUAGCACGUUUGUUCAGGUUCUUAUGUUGAAAGUCUCUUAACACUAACAUCCUGUGACAGCGUGUCUCUUGUACCAGGUCCUCUGUGAUCACGGGAGAGCCCCAGUGCAGUCCUGCAGCCCUGCCCCUCUCGAUGUUAAUGUGGCUUCCUCUUUAAACAAAAAAUAAAUGUCGUAGUCCCCACUAGUUUAGAUCAGCAGUUGUCUGUACCUGCCUGAAUGGUAAGAUCAUGGAAGUCAGCUGUGUUCUUAGCAUGGGACAACUAACCAAUCUACCUGUGUGACCUUCUUUAGCACACACUAGAAAAUCUGAGCUUAACAUUGGAAUUCUAAACACGUAACAUAAGAUGUGACAGCCUGCAGUUUUGUAGGCAGUAAGUCACGGCUGCUAUUUAUAAGUGGAACUUCUAUCAAAAUAAGUAACUGUUUAUAUAAUUCAGCUUUUGUAGAAUUUUCCAAGGAGAAGCCACCUUGGUUGAAUGUUUCUCAUUAAACUUUGCAGAAGUAAUUCAUAUUCAGUAUUGGUUUUAAUCAUUUUUUUAUAUGAGGACAGAAUGUUUGCAAGGAAACCAAAGUUUGUUAAUAAUUUUUAUAUGACUAAAAUAAAUUUGGAGAGAUCUACAGUCAUAUUGAGGGAGAAAAAAAAUCACUGAAUUUUAGCAAUACAGCAGGUCCUCAAAAAAACAUCAUUUCAUUCAACGUAGUUCUGUUGUAACAUCGACCAGAUGCCAUAGGAACUCAGCUCUUGUUUAUGUCAGUUAGCCUGUUGUAAAAUUAGUUUCAUCCGACGUCAUUUGACUUAAAGUCGCAGAACCUGUGGACAGUGGUGAGGACUUACUGUAUAUGGAUCCAAAACAAGACGUUUCCUAAAUGCCCUGUUGCAAGUUCUAUGGGUCUGUCUUUCAACCCUGAUAAGUUUAUCAUUUAUAGAGAGUAAAUAAUGAAAGUAAGAUCAUAUUUACUGAAUUAUCUAUUUGAGUUCAAGGAUAAAAUGUAUAGAUGCUGCUCAAUUUAUGAUGAGGUUUCAUCCCAAUAAACCCAUCAUAAGUUGAAAAUCUCAUUGAGCUGCCCUGGCCCAUGCAGCCUGGUUGGUUGGCGCGUCCUCCCGUGCACGGAACAGGUGCAGGUUCGAUUUCCUGUCGGGGCACAUACCUAGUUUGCAGGUUCGGUCCCUGGUCAGGACACGUGCAGGAGGCAGCCAAUCAAUGUUUCUCUCUCUCCGUCUUCCCCUUUCUCUCUCUAAAUCAAUAAGUGUAUCCACAGGCAACGAUUUUUUUUAUUUUAAUUUAAAAAUAUUAAGUUGAAAAUAUAUUUAAUACAUCAAAACUUACCGAUCGUUAUAGUUUAGUAUAGCCUACCUUAAAUAUGUUUAGAAUACUUACAUUAGCCUACAGUUGGGCAAAAUCAUCUAACACAAAAUCUACUUUUUAAUCAAAUUUGACAUUGUGACCAUCAUAAAGUCAAAAAAUCAUAACUGGGGGACAGUCUGUAUCUUGGCCAGUGGCUACCCUGUGUCCAAGAACUUGACCAGUACUCUGCUCAUUAGGGGUCUCGCCACUGUUUCUGAUGUUUUCUUAUAACAGAGGUAAUGGUCAAUCAUUUUGUGUUUGUAUUUCCAUUCCUUUUUAUUUCUAGUUUUAUGUGAGCAAGUGAUCAAUCAAACUAGUUCUAGUUUCAAAGAGCCCUGAGGGCUUCAUGACCCCUUUGUAACUGAAAAAUGAUUCUUGUUAUAUGAGCCACUCUGUAAAUGAAUGAUCUGCUGGAUUGCCUUGAGUUGAGAGCUACAGGAAUUGUUUUGGACAACACUGAAGAUGUGAACUCAUGUCUUAGUUUUAUUUUCAGUCUUACUAACUGAGUCUUUGUAUUUACUUUUUUAUCAAAGUGAAAUUUAGCACUAGCUAAUAGUAGAAUAGGUGAUAUAAGAAAUAAAAUAUCCCUGCCAAGUGAGUGAGUACAAGGUCACCCUAAAAAUAUAUUCAAAUGAAUAUACUGGAUCUGGCACAAUAACGCCGCUUUUUAUUAUAAAAUCUUUUAUUACAAAAUCAUAUGCGUGUAAUUCUGUAACAUAAAACUAUCACAUUCACCCUCGCUGGUGUAGCUCAGUGGAUUGAGUGUGGGCCUGUGAACCAAAGCAUUACUGGUUCAAUUCCCAGUCAGGGCACAUGCUUGGGUUUCGGGCCAGGCCCCCAGUAGGGGGCACGAGAGGUAACCACACAUUGAUGUUUCUCUCCCUCUCUUCCUCCUUCCCUUCCCCUCUCUCUAAAAAUAAAUAAAUAAUUUAAAAAAUAUAUCACAUUCAAGGACACUAUGUGACACUUUAGGUGAAAUGUUCGAAUUGAAACUAUAAAUGAUUACACCCGUAUUAUUACCGCACUCAAGUGGCCUUCCUGCUGCCAGACCCUGUGUAUCCCAUUGUCAAUGCAGAAACAGUACAAACUCAUUUGUAAACACGGGAUAAUUCUUGGUCGGCGCUAUAGAGAUUUAUAAUGUUAAAGAAUCCAUACAUCACUGCAAUCCUGCUCCAAAGGGCAGAGGUACUUUUAACUGACCCAAAAUUCAUUGUGCUAUCAACGUGUGAUAUCGAAAUGGCAACCAUCCAGUUUGCAGGCUGGCACUCAAUCCACUGAGCCACACCAUCCAGGGGACAACAUAAUUUUUAGCAUUGAGUAUCUCACAAAUACUGUAUGAGGCACGCUUAUACUAAAAAGUUAUUCAUUGUUUACAUAAAAUUCACAUUGCACUGAGUAUACUGUCUUAUAUUUACUAAAUCUGACAACCCUAGCCUUUCUCAGGUUUGGGCGGGUUGGGUUACAGUUUUUUCUUAUUGCUAUUCUAUUACAGUCGUCCCAGUUUUCCCCCUUUGCCCUUCUCUGCCCAUCCCAACCCCCACUCCCAAUCCCCACACAGUUGUCCAUGGGUCAUUCAUACAUGUUUUUGACUGAUCCCUUCCCCUUCUUUCCACCAUUAUUCCCUUCCCUCGGGUUUUUUGAUGGUUCCCCCAGGCUUUAUUGGUUUGAGACCCUACUACACAAAUAAUACAAACUUAGUAAGUAAGAAUAUAGAUACUGGAGUAAAACCGCCAAGAUUCAAAUAAUGACUCUACCACUUCCGAAGUAUAAGGUCUUGAAUAAAUUCUUGAACCUG